AUGUCAUAUAAUCCCAGUAAUAAAAAUUCCAUCAAAUCAAUUUUAAAUGAUAAACAUCAAAAUGAAUUCACUUCCCCACUUGGUUUUGAUGCUGUCGUUAUUGAUGGUGAUGAUGACGCAGAUCGUCCAGCAGCAGAAAGUAGUCCGAUAGCAAAACAGUUAAGUAGUUUAUCAGCCAGUACUCUAUCACCAAGGCGAUUUGAAGAAUCUUCAUCACAAUGCUUGAAUAAAUCAUCGAAUUCAUUUCAGAUAUCCUUUUUGAAUAAAAAUUCAACCAACCAACCUCCUGGUCAACAUCAACACCAACAACGUCAGACAUCAGCUGAUCCAGUAAAUUGCUUUAUUUGUCCAACUGAUGAAACAAUCAAUUCAAUUCAAGAACCUGCACGUAUACUAUCCAAUCUCUUUGCUAAUUUACCGAAACCAUCACAAUUUUUACAACAGUCCACUUUUAAUCUAUACUCGAAUAACUACAUUCACCAUUUUCCUCAGUAUCCUGAUCAUUGGAAUACUCUAAUGAAUCAUGAAAAUCUGACAAGCUGUCUAUCGCAUAGUGCUCUGAAAGGCUUUCCAAACGUUCACAUACUUCUUGAUAAUCACUAUCCACACUUCCAGAAACACCAGUUACCAGCUGUAGGUGAGUCGACUUCAAGUCCCCUAUUUAUGUCGUCGGCAUCUUCAUGUUUUCACGGACUAUAUGAGAACUUUAUCCAGAAAAAUUCAUAA
Molecule: messenger RNA, 726 nt
Organism: Heterobilharzia americana
Lineage: Eukaryota; Metazoa; Platyhelminthes; Trematoda; Strigeidida; Schistosomatidae
Source: the annotation of a GenBank genome assembly